CAGUGACUUUGUUUGUGUCGCUGCUACACACAAUUGCUGACAACAAUAUAGCAAGCACCCACUGAGUGAAUACAUCUGAAUUUCGAUACAAGUUUUUCAUAUUAGUCGACACAAUGGCAGAUAAAUAUUCCAUUUUACUGCCAACAUACAAUGAACGGGAAAAUUUGCCGAUUAUCAUUUGGUUGAUCGUGAAAUACAUGGACCAAAGUAAAAUCAACUAUGAAAUAAUCGUGAUUGAUGAUGGCAGCCCAGACGGAACACUCGAUGUGGCCAAACAAUUGCAAGCAAUUUAUGGUGAGGACAAGAUUUUGCUGAGACCACGCGAAGCUAAACUCGGCUUGGGAACGGCUUAUAUACACGGGAUCAAACAUGCCAACGGGAACUUUAUCAUUAUUAUGGAUGCCGAUUUGAGUCAUCAUCCAAAAUUCAUUCCAGAGUUCAUCGAACUCCAAAAAGAGCACGACUACGAUAUUGUGUCUGGGACGCGAUACAUCGGCAAUGGUGGUGUGUAUGGUUGGGAUUUCAAGCGAAAGCUAGUUUCUCGCGGUGCAAAUUUUCUAUCCCAAUUGCUGUUACGGCCCAAUUGCUCUGAUUUAACUGGAUCAUUCCGUUUGUACAAAAAGGACCAUUUGGAAAAGCUGAUAGCAAAAUGCGUUUCGAAAGGCUACGUCUUCCAAAUGGAGAUGCUGGUGCGAGCCCGCGAAUUGAAUUACACCAUUGGUGAAGUGCCGAUUACAUUUGUCGAUCGUGUCUAUGGCCAAUCGAAACUUGGUGGCACUGAAAUCUUUCAAUUUGCCAAAAAUUUAUUAUACCUUUUUGCAACCACAUAAAUUUGUCGAAAUAAAAAUGUCGAUUUGUAUGUUUUCCACUAGAUAA
Molecule: messenger RNA, 876 nt
Organism: Sitodiplosis mosellana (orange wheat blossom midge)
Lineage: Eukaryota; Metazoa; Arthropoda; Insecta; Diptera; Cecidomyiidae
Gene: Dpm1
Product: dolichol-phosphate mannosyltransferase subunit 1
Exons: 3
Coding region: 114-830 (238 amino acids)
Biological process (GO): protein O-linked glycosylation via mannose; GPI anchor biosynthetic process
Cellular component (GO): endoplasmic reticulum membrane
Molecular function (GO): dolichyl-phosphate beta-D-mannosyltransferase activity
Source: RefSeq, a predicted model, not a curated record